Messenger RNA from Vigna angularis (adzuki bean), 604 nucleotides. Its product is annotated as albumin-1-like. The record is from RefSeq and is a predicted model, not a curated record. Gene Ontology annotation, molecular function: nutrient reservoir activity. The transcript is spliced from 2 exons. Lineage: Eukaryota; Viridiplantae; Streptophyta; Magnoliopsida; Fabales; Fabaceae. Bases 62 to 448 code for a protein of 128 amino acids.
AUGCAUGAAGAGUCUAUAACACAUCACAAAACUCAUAAGAAAAAAUCUGCAAAAUUAAAGAAUGGCUUAUGCUAGGCUUGCUCCUUUGGCUCUCUACUUGCUCGCCACAUCCAUAAUGUUUCCGAUGAAGAAGAUAGAAGCAGCAGACUGUUCAGGUGCUUGUUCACCGUUUCAGAUGCCACCGUGCGGGUCAACUGAUUGUCUCUGCAUCCCUGCUGGACUAUUAUUUGUUGGUUACUGCACUUAUCCAAGUGGACUUUCAUCUGUGGCGAAGAUGAUAGACGAACAUCCGAACCUAUGUCAAUCUGAUGAUGAAUGCAUGAAGAAAGGAAGUGGGAACUUCUGUGCUCGUUAUCCAAAUAACUACAUGGAUUAUGGUUGGUGCUUUGACUCUGAUUCUGAAGCUCUUAAAGGGUUCUUGGCCAUGCCUGCAGCAAUCACCAAGUAAUAUGCGUAUGCUGUGAUGCAUCUAGUAUACUACUUCUAUAAAAGAAAGCUUUUGAUGCAUCUACUUCUAUUAUUAAAAAGGGUGUUCUAUCCAACACGUAGUUGCUGACUGUAGACUCCUGGAACAUGAGUUAAUAAACAAAAAGGUUCUGAUGUA